AUGGUUCAAUCUCCUGUUUCAACUUUAGGAAGAGAAGCAACUGUGGCUAAGCUAAUUGAUGAGGAUAUUGGGUGUUGGAAUUAUGAUUUGGUUAGGGAGACUUUUAAUAAAGAAGAAGCUGCAAUUACUUAUACUAUACAUGUGAGUAGAAUGAGUUUGGAGGAUAAACUUUAUUGGGGACUUGCUAAGAAUGGACUCUUUUCUAUUAAGAGUGCUUAUUAUAUUACGAUGGAGAUUAAAAGACAGUAUGGAGGGGAGCAAUCUACUAGAAAUGGGGUAAAUCAGUGUAAUCUACUAAGAAGGAAGAUUACAAAAUUUGGUUUAUGUCCAAUAUGUGAGCAACUGGAAGAAACAAGUGGGUAUGUGUUAUGGAGCUGUGUGGCAACCUCUGAUGUAUGGUUUGAAAAAAUGAGUAAAGCACAGAAACUAAUCUGUAGAGAAGAAGAUUUUCUUGACACAUGGACUAAAUUGUCUCAGAAGUUGCAAAAGAGUGAUUUAGAAGGCAUGGUUUUAAUUUUCAGAAAGGUAUGGCAAAGAAGGAAUAAUUGGAUCUUUAAGAGUUCCUUUCAAAGUCCAACUGAAGUGAUUGAUGCUGCUAUGACAAAUAGGGAGGAGUAUAUUCUGGCUAAGGGUGCAAACAGAUAUGAAAUUUCUGGUUCACCCCCUAUGAAUCGAAGUUUUAUGUGGCAAGCUCCAACACAGUUCUCUUACAAGGUGAAUUGGGAUGCUGGGUUUGAAGAAUCUACUCUAAAAAUGGGCACUGGUAUUAUAAUCAGGAAUUGUGCAGGAGAUGUUAUAGCUGCUCUGUGUAUGCCUGGGAAAGCUAUUAAGGAUGUUGUGGUGGCUGAAGCAAAUGCACUUUGA
This is a messenger RNA of Juglans regia (Persian walnut), 864 nucleotides long. RefSeq lists its product as uncharacterized. The transcript is spliced from 2 exons. Bases 1 to 864 code for a protein of 287 amino acids. The record is from RefSeq and is a predicted model, not a curated record. NCBI's taxonomy places the organism in Eukaryota, Viridiplantae, Streptophyta, Magnoliopsida, Fagales, Juglandaceae.